This is a messenger RNA of Aphis gossypii (cotton aphid), 675 nucleotides long. RefSeq names its product zinc finger BED domain-containing protein 5-like. The record is from RefSeq and is a predicted model, not a curated record. Bases 1 to 675 code for a protein of 224 amino acids. NCBI's taxonomy places the organism in Eukaryota, Metazoa, Arthropoda, Insecta, Hemiptera, Aphididae. The transcript has a single exon.
AUGGACCGUUGGUUGAAAGGUGGACAUUUUAAUGAGAAGCCUGUUACAGAGGAAUCUCUUAGUACUCAGUCCGCAGAAGGCAGAAUCAAUGACAAAAAUGGUAGUCAAGUAGUUCAUCAUUAUAAUUCAAAUGCAAAUGGCUUCAUAAAUCCGAUCAAAAAACGUAAAUACAACGAAAGUUAUUUAGAGAUGGGGUUCUCAGAAACUAAUGAUUGCCAGCCACAGUGCGUUAUUUGUUUGAAAGUUCUUCCUAACAGUUCCAUGUAUCCCGGAAAAUUGCGUCGUCAUUUUGAAAAGAACCAUCCGGAUUAUGAAGGUAAAACGACUGACUAUUUUAAACGAAAGCGCACUAAACUAUUGGCUGUUCAAAACAAAAUAAAAACACACGUUCAAACUGACAACGAAAAUGCAUUGAGAGCUUCCUACAUGGUGAUCUACCGCAUUGCUCAAAAAGGUGAAGCUCAUACUAUUGCUGAAACGCUUAUAAAACCAUGUCUUAUUAAUAUAGCAACUUGUAUGCUUGACGAAAAAUUUGCCAAACAGUUUUCAACAAUUCCUUUGUCGAACAAUACUGAUGCGCGACGAAUAGCAGAUUUAGCUACAAAUGUAGAACAAACACUUGUAUCUAUUAUUAAAUACAGAAAAAUUUUCUCUACAAAUGGACGAAUCAACUGA